Menidia menidia (Atlantic silverside) is the source of this 828-nucleotide messenger RNA. The record is from the annotation of a GenBank genome assembly. NCBI's taxonomy places the organism in Eukaryota, Metazoa, Chordata, Actinopteri, Atheriniformes, Atherinopsidae.
AUGAACUCAGUUACCUGCAACUUUCCAGAAGAGGUAGAUGCUAAUGAGGAGAGCCUCAACCAGCGGAUUCUGGUUUUCCGGCAUGGAGGGCAGUUUGGUCCUCAGGCCCAGGGGGGCGCCGCUCGAGCGCAUCUGCAGCAAGAAGAAGACCCCGGCGAAGGCCGCCAGGACCAAGGCACAGCUGAGAACCGCCACCACGACCGGCAGCUGAGUGGGCGCAGUCCCGCUGAGGCCCGGGGGUUCCUCAGCUCCUCCUCCUCCUCCUCCUCCUCCUGCGCUGCUGGGAUCUGCUGCUGCUGCUGGCUCCUUCACCUCCUGCUGGGCUCCGCCGCCCCGCAGCCCCCCCGUGAGAGGGGAUUUCCGCUGGACCUGGUUCUGGUGCAGACAGGAAGUGAGUACCAGGCGGCUGUGGGGCGGGCAGGACAGGCAGUCUGUGGGCCCCGUGCCGGAGCAGGUGAGGCAGGCUGGGCUGCAGGGCAGGCAGGCCUGCACGGAGGACAAGUCCACCCAGUUCUCCAGGGAGAGGUUGAGCAGCUGCAGCCCGGAGGUGAAGCCCAGGGGACACAGCUUCACACAACCCUGGAGGAAGAGGGAGAAGCCGGGGCUGCACUCUGGAAAGAGUGUUCUGUCCGACCGGCACACAGCUCACGCGGCGUGGUGGAUGACCAGAAAGCCCUUCAGACCAUCGGCUGUGGAAAUGAGAUCUCACCGAUACAGAUCUGCUGGGCAUCAAAGGUCUUGCAGCUGUUGUUGGAGGGACGAGGGAAGUCGGGGGAAGACGGGUUGAUGACGCUGGGCCCCGUGCCCCACAGGAUGAGGGUGAACUGA